Molecule: messenger RNA, 895 nt
Organism: Paramecium octaurelia
Lineage: Eukaryota; Ciliophora; Oligohymenophorea; Peniculida; Parameciidae
Source: the annotation of a GenBank genome assembly
AUUAAUGCAAGAAAUCAAACAAAUACCAUCAUUUCUAUCAAAAUUAUAUGAAAUUCUUGAAGUAAUAUACAAUUUGUUAUUUUUGAGUCCGAAUAAAAAGCAAUAGGAUGGAAUAAGGAAGGUACCACAUUUUAGAUUUUGGAUUCAUCUUUAUUGACAGACCAAAUAAUGCCCUAGUAUUUCAAGCAUCGCAAUUAUCAGAGCUUUCUGAGGUAGUUAAUCAAUAAUAUCCGGUUAGAUAACUCAAUAUGUAUGGAUUUAAGAAAUUGAAAAACAAAUAGGGGAGAAGCGAAUUCCAACAUUCAUAAUUCAAAAGAGGUCUCAAGUAUCAAUUUGAAUUGAUUUUCUUUAGGAAUAAUCUAUUGAAGAUCAAAAGGAGAAAUUAAGAGGAUAUUAAACAAAGUUUAGAAUCUUUAACCAAAGAAUUUGAAUAAGAAUCCUAUCUCAAUGAGCACGAAAGACUUCGCAAGCAGCUCGUGGAAUUAUAGUCAAAUUAAAGAUCUCUCUUAGAUGAGAUCAGACGUUAAAUGGAACGCAAUCGAAAUCUACAUAGAGAAACUUAGGAUGUUGCUGAAGUAUAAACUAUCAAUCUAUUGCGUAGAGAAUUAAUACGGUGAAGAGUUAUCACCUCAAAAAACUCAAUAAACUUAUUAUAAUCAUUUAGAAACUCCCUGAAGAUGCUCAAAUCAGUAAAAUGGCAUUGAUGAAGGAAAAGAUAAUGAGAAAAUUAGAACUCAUUGAAGAGGAGAAUGUCAAUAUGAAUAUGAAGGAUAUCUCUCUCGAAAAAUAAGACUCCUACAUGUAUUAAGAACCAAAUCUAACUGGAGUCAAGAGUCCUGCUGGAUACUCACCCAAAACUAAAUGAAAUCUAUAAUAUUUAUAUAUGUGUUUGAUA